This is a messenger RNA of Notodromas monacha, 413 nucleotides long. Lineage: Eukaryota; Metazoa; Arthropoda; Ostracoda; Podocopida; Cyprididae. The record is from the annotation of a GenBank genome assembly.
AAGAGAGUGGAUUGCUUUUUCAAUUACUGGAGGAAGCUGCAAAAGACAAGGUUGCGAUGACGACUCAAUGGCGACAAGCAAAAGCCGCGCUCAAGAAGGCCCAGUGUGAGUUGGAGCAGUACAAGUCGUGUCACCAGGAUUCUGGGUUCAACAACCAACACCAGACGGUCUUUGAGGACCGAAAUUCUGCUGAAAGUGCCCAAAAACACGGAGACCACAACAAUAUCAGUCAAAUCUGCCCAAUCGUUACAUCGAGCUUCAAUCCCGAUGCAAGUUUGAAAAACGGUAAAGAAGAUAUUCCUCAGUCUCUUUGCGACCAAAUUACACUCGCUGAUAAACGGGUGCGUCAGCUGAAAGCUCAACAUGAUCAAUGCUAUGGUCGCGUAUCUCGAGAAUCUUCAAGUAUGAAUUGA